AUGAACAAGUCUCGUUCAAUUUGGAAUGAAAAUCCAGAUACAUAUUUCGAUGUGAAGUUCAUUUAUUCAUCUAUCAUCACUCUCUUCUACCCAUUUGCUCAUUUUUGUGUGCUCAGAAAAUCACCGAAAAAUUUUGGAAUUCUCAAAUGGAUAAUUUACAUUCAUACUGUUUGUUUCACGGUUGAGUGGUUGUUAAACGCGUUUCUCAUCGAUAUGUUUGAUUUUCAACCAUCAGUUGUUUUGAGAAUCGAUGGGUUUUUGAAAAAUAGUGUGGAUGCUGUGGUUCUUUAUGAAGCAUACCUAAUUGCAAAAGGAGUAACCGAAACCUCUUGGCUUAUUCUCUUCACCGGCCGACUCUUAUUAAUUUUUGAUUUAUACCGGCCAACUCUCUCUUUUAAACGAAAAUGCUGUGAACUUAUCGUAUACCUAAUUGUGGCUAUCCUCGGAUUCUGGGUGACUCCAAUGAUGAUUUUCCAACUUCCGGAACAAAAUUCUGCGAAACUAAAAGUCAUGAUGAUUGAACAGUUCUACCCAGAUUGCUUGUGGUCUCCAACUGCAAUUAUUGUGACUUCGGCGGAAACAUUUUUUGAGAAUUUCUUGUGUGUUUUAAUUAUUGUAAAUUAUUGCUCAAUUGGUCUAGCAAUCUAUAUAUCUGCGAAAAUAGCGUUUUGGGUUUUAUCGAAAAGAAUGGAGACAAAAUCUGACGCUACUAAGAAAAUGCACAAGAAGUUCAAUGAUCGGACAAUUUUCCAGACAUUCCUUUUCUUUGCCUUCUGCUGCAUCCCAUUUUCGGUUUUAUUCAUCACGAUUCUACUCGAUUUCUACAUUCCUGGAAUAACAUACUUCGUCGACUUUCUCUCUGAAAAUCAUCCAACCGUGUGUCUCAUCUCCUUAUUUUUGUACUACGACCCUUACCAGUACUUUUUCCUAGAAUUGAUAGGAUUUCGAGCUGCGGCUGCUAAACCUCGGUUGUCAUCGAUUCCGAUUGGCAGGAGAAGUACUGUCACGAGAGGCUCUAUAGCAACUUUUACUCUUUCAUAA
Caenorhabditis elegans is the source of this 1041-nucleotide messenger RNA. It is a transcript of the gene srh-36, whose product is annotated as Serpentine Receptor, class H. NCBI's taxonomy places the organism in Eukaryota, Metazoa, Nematoda, Chromadorea, Rhabditida, Rhabditidae. The transcript has 5 exons. The record is from RefSeq and is marked reviewed. The coding region runs from base 1 to 1041 and encodes 346 amino acids.